This is a messenger RNA of Ilex paraguariensis (yerba mate), 1043 nucleotides long. Lineage: Eukaryota; Viridiplantae; Streptophyta; Magnoliopsida; Aquifoliales; Aquifoliaceae. The record is from the annotation of a GenBank genome assembly.
AUGGCCAAGGAUAAACCAACAGAUGUGGAAUCAAAUGAGGGAAUGGACAAGAAAUUCAGCAAGCAUUUGCGUGUUAGAGGCGCCCCCAGUAGAGAUGAUGGGCAGAAGGGUAAACACGCUAAAGCUAGUAAAAGCAACAUUGCUGUGAAUGAAAAAGAAAAAGGUGAUUCAAUUGGCAGUGACAGGGUUCUAAGAAGUGCGAGUAAUGGAGACGGAAAAACGUUUGAGAAGGCUGAGGGGCACAGGUGUACGACAAAGUUGACCAUUGACGCUGUGUCUGCAAUGGGUGAAAAUUUUGGGAAAAGAAAAGUAAUGGCAGAGGAGGAAAAUGCAGGGAUGGCUGAACCUCCAGCAAAAAGAAGAAGAAAUGUUGACAAGGAUAAGACAAAGAAGAGUGAUUUGCGUGUCAGUGACAGGAUUCUAAGAUCACAUGAUGUAAUGAAAGGAGAUGAAAUUGAAAAUGGAAAGUCCAAGGGGAAGAAACCUGUGGCAGAGAAAAGUCACUCAACUGGACUUGAGGUUAAACGUGUUGAAGGUGCUGCAAAGAGAAAAUUUCAUGCUGAGGAGGAGCUCUUAGAAUCACAGAGGGAAAAUACCAUGGAGGUAGACUGUUACAGUUCAGAGCUUGCGAAGAAGCCUUUGCUCAAGGUUGGAGGUGGUGGACCUGUGGAAACACUACAAAAACAGAUGAACGAAAUGGCAAUAAGUGGUGUGAAGAAAAGGGGCCAUGAGCUAAAGAUGAGGGAGGACAAGAAGGAUGAGUUCAAAGAUGUGAGAGAGGCUUCACCGAAGACACGAGAUGUUAAACCAAUAGCAAGCAAAGAUGGAAAAAAGAGUGUUCACUCGCAGAAAAGGGGCAACACCAAGGACAAUACAGGGAAUGCGGGCAAGAAGACCGUCUCCAAUAGAAUUCUCGAGGCAGAAACUCAAGCUGUGCAGAAAACCAUGAAGAGCAGCGGUCAGGGUAAUGUGGAGAUCAGGAAAAAUCCUCCUAGGAAAGGGCAAGAAGCUACUGAUCAAACCAGAUGAUUUGUAAAGUGAAU